ACACAGUCCCUCCUUUACACCCGUGGUUUAUUACAUACACCAGGCAAUAUAUAGGGUGACAUUUGAAGAAAGUAGACUUGGACAAACGUCUCUAUUCAGUUGUUGAGUUAUUAACAGUCGACCUUGUUUUCUUUGAAUCUACAUUAAGUGUUUUUUUUAUCGUGCUUUGGACAUUUCCGCCGUCGAAAAGAAAUUCAUUUUGAUAUGUUGUCCUCCUCACGGUGUGUAAAAUGGCGCUUUGGAUGCAGAUACUAUUGGAAGCUUCUGUUUUUCUUUUUCUUUCUCAACCAUUUGGUCAGAGGACAUAUCCGAUAUUCAAUCCCGGAGGAGAUGAAGAAAGGCUCCCUAAUCGGUAAUGUAGCUCAGGAUCUUGGCUUGGAUCUGAAAAGGCUCCGUUCUGGUCGGGCCCGCAUUGUGACCGGAGAGAGCGUUCAGUACACCGAGCUGAAGACAGACAAAGGGAUUUUGGUGGUGAAUGAGAGAAUGGACCGGGAGCAGCUAUGUGGAGACCUGACGCCGUGUAGUUUUAGCUUCGAGGUGAUUUUAGAAAACCCCAUGGAGUUACAUCCUGUGAAAGUGCUGAUCCAGGACCAGAACGACAACCCUCCUCAGGUUCUGUACCCAGUCCAGACUGGAGGCUCUCUGGUGGCUGAGAUGGUUCCUCGUUCAGCAGAUGUGGGCUAUCUGGUCACUAAAGUGGUGGCUGUUGAUGUGGACUCUGGACAGAAUGCCUGGCUCUCCUACAAACUGCAGAAAGCCACAGACAGGGCGCUGUUUGAAGUGGGCUUACAGAAUGGAGAAAUAAGAACUAUCCGCGGAGUCACUGAUAAAGAUGCAGUGAAACAAAGACUGACUGUGAUCGUGGAGGACAACGGGCAGCCCUCUCGUUCAGCUACAGUCAUUGUUAACGUGGCGGUGGCGGACAGCUUCCCUGAAGUGCUGUCUGAGUUCACUGACUAUACACAAGACAAGGACUACAAUGACAACCUGACCUUCUACCUAGUGUUGGCUUUGGCUGUAGUUUCCUUCCUCUUCAUCACGUGUUUAGUGGUUAUUAUAUCAGUGAAGAUCUACAGAUGGAGGCAGUCUCGCGUCCUGUAUCACUCCAAUCUCCCUGUGAUUCCGUAUUAUCCACCACGUUACUCAGACACUUUGGGGACAGGGACUCUCCAACACGUGUACAACUACGAGGUGUGCAGGACGAAUGACUCCAGAAAGAGUGACUGUAAAUUCGGCACAGUCGGUAGUCAGAACGUGCUGAUAAUGGACCCCAGUUCUACUGGAACGAUGCAGCGGAUACAAAGUGAGAAGAACAUCCUGGAUGAACCAGACUCUCCUCUAGAGGUGAGAGCUUUUAUAUGUUGAAUUGUUAUCAUGUAAGUUAUUUUUUUAUUCAGUUAAAAAAUCAUGGUUGCCCUUUUGUCUAAAGUGUGCAUAAUAACCCAUAAGGUUUUACACACACAAGGGAUGUUUCUAGCCACUGGAGUUAUGAUUAUGAAUCCUAUUUUAUUGACAUUUGGGAUUUUCACCGUACAGGGACUUUUUGUUAAUGAAACAAGUGUUCA
This is a messenger RNA of Pungitius pungitius (ninespine stickleback), 1565 nucleotides long. Its product is annotated as protocadherin gamma-A7-like. Gene Ontology annotation, molecular function: calcium ion binding. Lineage: Eukaryota; Metazoa; Chordata; Actinopteri; Perciformes; Gasterosteidae. The record is from RefSeq and is a predicted model, not a curated record. The coding region runs from base 205 to 1365 and encodes 386 amino acids. Gene Ontology annotation, biological process: homophilic cell-cell adhesion. Gene Ontology annotation, cellular component: plasma membrane. The transcript is spliced from 2 exons.